UGCCAUGUACACAUUGACAGUGAUCGUCAGCGAUUCCCAUCCCACUCAUCCUCUUUCGAGCUUCGUGGUUGUUAUUGUGCUUAUUGGAGACAUAAAUGACCACUGGCCUCAGUUUAUGAACAGCCCAUAUGUGGCCUAUGUGCCCAUUGAGCUGGCGACAGGCACAGUCGUUUGUGCAGUCAGAGCAACAGAUGAAGACACCGAGAUGAAUGCAGAACUGCAUUAUUCCCUCUAUGGACAGUGGUCAGAUCUGUUUUCCAUUGAUUCAUACACUGGAACUGUUUUUACCACAAAAGAACUUCACAACACAGAUGAUAUUAUUAUCAAUGUCCAUGUUGAAGAUGCUGGGGAAACUCCUAAAUUUGACUUUACUACUAUCAGUAUUAGAUUUCAGAACAUGUCUGACUUUCCCGAGAUGCAUUUGGAUGUUCUGAGUUACUCCCUAUCUGAGGAUGAGCCAGCAAGAACACUAGUGGCUGCUGUCUCUGCAGCGAGCACCAGAGCUGAACCCGUGUCUAUUUAUCUUGCUUCUGGAAACUUCGAAGACAUGUUUCAUGUGGACCAGUUGCGCGGAGUGCUGACAGUGGAAAACUCUCUCGAUUAUGAAAGAAAGAAGGAGUUUUCUUUGUUGAUAGAGGCCAGAGACUCCGGCUCACCUCCUUUCUCAUCAUUUUUAGAAAUUCUCCUCAACGUCACUGACACAAAUGAUAAUUUCCCACAGUUCACUCAAGUUGAAUACAGGUGUGAGGUGUUUGAGAAUUUCCCACCAUCCGGGAUUUGCGACGUUCUUGCCAUUGAUGCAGAUUCUCCCACCUAUGGCAGAGUGACAUACAGCAUAACAGAAGGAAACGAUGAAAACUUUUUCACACUCGACCAUGAGAGUGGUUUGCUGAGCACCGCUGCAAGUUUAGAUAGAGAAACCAUUCCUGUAUUCAAUUUAACAGUUGAAGCUGUAGAACCAGACAACCCUCUUCAUAAAGACAGAGCAAACGUUAUCGUAAAUGUUUUAGACAGAAAUGACAAUGCACCUCGUUUCUCACACAUUUUCCUGGUAGAGGUGCCUGAAGAUGCUCCUGUUGGACACACAAUAAUACAAGUCACCUCAAGUGAUGAUGAUACUGAUGCUAAUGCAGUAAUUAGAUAUUACAUACUUGACCAGAGUGAGGACAUGCUGUUUGAUAUUGAUUCUACAACUGGAUAUGUGACUGUUAAAAGGCCUGUGGACAGGGAAGCACAUGAUCACUAUGUCUUAAGAGUGACUGCAAAUGAUUCGGCAUGGAGUAUAAGCACGGACGUCACUAUAGUCAUUUCCGAUGUCAAUGAUAACACGCCGGUAUUUACUAGUCUUAUUUAUACAGCUACCCUCCCUGAGACAACAGAUAAAGAUGUGUUUGUUUUGCAGGUUCUUGCCACCGAUGCAGACGUUGGGAAAAACAGUGAGGUAUUUUAUAUCAUUGACCCCUCAAAUGAAGAGUUUUGGGUGAAUGCAUCCUCUGGUGAAAUUUACACAAAGCAGCCACUGCUUUUACACAAUUCACCUUUUGAAAUUCAUAAUUUCACAGUUCUUGCGUUUGACUGCGGCAGUGUUCCCCGAUAUAGUAAUGCCACUGUGACAGUGAGAUUAGAACAAUAUAACCACCACCCACCAAUGUUUUUGCCUUUAAAACCCCUGAUAUCUAUCCCCAACCACUUGCCUUUGGGAACAGAGGUGGUGCAGUUGACUGCAACAGAUCCGGACGUCAAUAACAGUGUGAGCAUUGAAUAUCAUUUAAAUGGAGGUAAUGGAUCAGAUUUCUUUUGGAUUGAAACUAACAGUGGAAAUGUAUUCUUAAAUCAGACUUUAGAAGAGAGUGAAAAUGCAUUCCUCACUUUGUUUGUAAGUGCCAAAGAUAAAGGCUUCCCUCCUUUAACGUCACUAACUGAAAUCACCUUUCAAAUUAUCGGGAGGAAUCAGUUUUCUCCGAGCUUCAACAAACCAGGCGUCACCUUCUCUGUUCCCGAAGACUUGCCUGUGGGGUCGGUGAUUGGGAAGAUUCAAGCGGAAGAUAUGGAUCAUGGUCCUAAUGGUGCAGUUAUGUACUUCAUUAACCCUGAAAAUCACCAUUUACCAUUGACUGUUGACGAAGUCUCUGGACUAUUAUUACUUGUCGGAGAACUUGAUUUUGAAAAAGAAAGUAUUUAUAAUUUCUUUGUCACAGGCUCAGAUGGUGGGUGGAUCUCUAAAAGUGGCAUGAUAAACGUCACAGUCAUAGUUAUGGAUGUAAAUGACAACCCUCCAGUCUUUUCCUCAUCAGAGUAUACCAUAUCAGUGCCUGAAAACUCUGAAAUUGGAACAAAUGUAUUCAAUGCGAAGGCUGCUGAUAAAGACUCGGGUGCAAGUGCAGAAAUAACGUACUCUUUUAUUGCCGGUCAUGUCGAUAAAUUUGCAAUUGAUCAAAGAAAUGGAACCAUCACCACUCUGGACGUCUUUGAUUUUGAGCGAGAGCAGAUCUUUGAUUUAACGAUCAAAGCUUCAAACCCCGGUGUACACACAUUAUUUGGUUUGGCACAUGUUGUCGUUCGGAUCGUAGAUGUGAACGAGUUCGCCCCAACGUUUGCGAACAAAGAAUUUAACUUUUCAGUUUUUAAGAACGUACCUGUUGGAACACAGAUAGGGAAAGUGGCAGCCGUUGAUCAUGACCAAGGCUCUGCAGGUCAGGUGUUUUAUUUUAUCUUUGGCCAUGGGAAAAAUAUGGGCUUUGGUAUUGAUCAGUUUUCUGGAGAAAUAUAUACAAGUGGCAGUUUGAGAAAACAAGGCAACAGCCGUUUAGUUUUAAAAGUCCUGGCGAAGAACUCUGGUGUUAUCACUGGUAUGGAUGUGGAUGAGACUUUGGUCCAAAUCAAUGUGAUUGACACAAAUGAUGCACCGAUAUUCACAACUCCGUGCUAUGAUGCCAAUGUUACAGAAGACAGUCCAGAGGGGACAUCCGUACUGAUGGUGAGCGCCGUGGACCAGGACUCUGUGUUGGAUUGGAAUCGUUUCUUCUUCGGCAUCGAACACGGAAACACAAACUCCUCUUUCUCAAUUGAUCCUCUCACUGGCGUUAUUUCUGUGAGGUCUACACUUGACAGAGAACUCUGGCCAGUUUAUAACCUGACUGUUACAGCCACUGAUAAUGGCUUUCCACCAGCCACUGGAACUGCUGAUGUCAUUGUGAUAGUCGGUGAUGUCAACGACAACGCCCCUAAACUCACAUCAACUGAAGCUCAAGUGAAGGAAAAUCAACCAGAGGGCACCGUUGCCGCCAGAUUAAAUGCAUCUGAUUCUGAUUUACCACCAAAUCAAGGUCCUUUUACGUACUGGUUAUUAAAUCCAUCAGCGGGGAGUGCCUUUACACUAGCUCCUGAUGGGGUUUUACUCACCACACAGACCUUUGAUCGGGAGCACAUCUCAGAAUACCAAAUCCUGGUCGCUGUAAGGGAUGCUGGAUUUCCUGUGCCGCUAUCCUCCACGACAACAUUCCACAUCAGGGUUGUGGAUGAAAACGACAAUCCUCCAAUGUCAAGAAAUAUCUUCAUUGAGGUCAAAUAUUUUGGCAGUUCCUUUCAUGGAGGCAUGAUCGGUAGCGUGCACCCUGAGGAUCGUGAUGCGUCUGACACAUUCACUUGCACCAUUAGAAGUGGGUCGGUUAACAUGUUCACAAUACCCAAUGCAACGUGUGAGCUGUGGUCGGCUCCUUUUCAGGGCGAGGCCACAUUUAACAUCACGAUUGAAGCUUCGGACCAGCUUCACUUCUCAGUAAAUAACAGUGUUUAUGUAAACUACAAAGGCUUCACAAAUGCCUCUGUAGACAGCUGCAUAUUCUUCUAUGUGUUGUCGUCCUCAAUGGAAGAGUUCUUGUCCAACAAGUAUUUGAGAUUUGUGAAAGCUCUGGACAAUCUGUUUAACCUGCAGGCUUCAAAACCUCAUGUAUUUGGAAUUAAACAUAUUGGCAGAGAAAUCCUUUUAUUGGCUGCGGUCAAAAAUUACAACGGUCAGUAUCUUAGCAGGGAAGUAGCGAGUGGUAUAUCUGCUGGACAUAAGAGGUUACUGGAGGCUCAGAGUAACGUAACGAUUUCUCACAUCACCGGUGAACCAUGCCUCACCGGCCCCUGUCAAAACGGUGCAUCAUGCAACAAAAAUGUUUACAUCAGCCCAGAGGUUGCUGUCCUGGAGAGUGUGGCUGUCAUCUUUGUGUCACCACAGAAAGAGGUUUUUAAUUGUACCUGUCUGGCUGGAUUCACUGGCUCACUCUGCGAACAUGACAUUGAUGAGUGUGAGGUGAAUCCCUGCAGGAAUAACGGCACAUGUGAGAAUACCGCAGGAAGUUUCUCCUGCCACUGUCUGAGUGGCUUCUCCGGCUCUGUCUGCUCUGCUGACGUCGAUGAAUGCUUGGAAAUGAAGUGCCAAAACGGGGGAACUUGUACUGCCUCACAGGAUGGAUUUUACUGUCAAUGUGUGCCCGGUUUUAAAGGAGAAAUGUGUGAGGAGUUCAUAGACCACUGCAGCUCAGCCCCCUGUGUUCAGGGCAGCUGUGUCAACUUUAAGACCGGAUUCUCCUGUAAUUGUCCCUUCGGAGUCAGUGGAGUCCACUGUGAGGAGCACAGUUAUGGCUUUGAAGAGCUGUCCUACAUGGAGUUUCCCCCACUGGAUCGAAGGACUAAUUUAAUCUCCUUUAAGUUUGCGACAGUGCAGAGGAACUCACUCCUCCUGUACAAUCCUGCAGAGCCAUCCAGCAGGGAGUUCUUUGCAUUGGAAAUAGUUAAUGGGACCAUACGCCUUUCUUACGACCUGGGCUCAGGGCCCGUCAGGUUGCAGACACACAAGCAAGUUGCAGAUGGGCAUUUUCACACCGUCGCUGCCAGGAGGAUCGGCAACAUGCCCUCGAGCAACAGCGCCAACAUGCGACAGCAUCCCUUGCAUGAAUGGUGGCAGAUCUCAAAAGAUAUUGUAUUGCAAUUUAAUGGGAGCGAAUACAUCGAGUAUGUCAUCAAGGAGCGAUUCAGGAGAGACCACCUGCUGAAGGACUCGGUAGAUGAUGACACACAAGGAAAUACCAGAAACCAAACUGUGAUCAACAUCAAGUUCAAAACCACAGAUGACGGGGUGUUAUUCUUUGUUUUUGGACAGACCGGGCACAUUAACCUUGUGAUAAGAGACAGGAGGCCUGUGUACUUGUUCAAAGAUGCAUUGUCAGGAUACCUGUCAGAGGAAGCUGUGGCGACGCAGGUGGCUGAUGGGAACUGGCAUGUCAUUUCCUUGCUCAGCAACGGGGGCAACAUUUUCCUCUCUGUGGAUGGUAAACCGGUCUUAAACAGCACAGAACAAAGCAUGGAUCUCACUCCUGCUGGUGUGGACAAGAUCAUUCUCGGUGCAGCUCCAACAAGGGAAACAAGGCGCCAACACUCAACAGGAUUCAGCGGAUGUGUGCAGUAUUUCAAUAUCACCGGUUACGCCCUGCCCAUCAGUGGACCCAGUGUGGCGGUAGAAGUUUGGCCAAGUUCGACUCUGCUCCGGUCAAGCUGCAGGUCUCCAGGUGUCUGCUUCCCCUCACCUUGCUCUGAGGAGGAUGCUGACAGGAAGACAUGUUUUUCACACUGUCAAAACCAGCAAACGUGCAAAAACACCAUCCAUAACAGGUCCUGUGUCUGUUUACAUAAUGUCUCAGAUCAUUUCUGUGAUAUUUGCAUUUCCACAGCCCAUGAUCAGUGCUCUGGGGACCAGCAGGGCAGCAAGCCUCUGUGGCUUAUUCCUGUAGUUCUUCCUCUAAUCUUUAUCCUGGUGAUCAUAGGGUUGUGUGUAGGCUUGUACAGACUGAGACACACAAAGUGUCAAAGCAAUACCUUCCUGCAAAAAGCAGAGCGAGGAACAACAAACAGGGCUUUUUGUUUUGAUGACAACAUGGUUUUCAAAGAUGAUGUGUCUUCAGAAAAAGGGACGCCUCAUUACCCAAAGAGCACCGAUCAGCAGAAGUCAAGUGUGGAGUUUUACUGCGCUGGCAGUCUGUCAGGGGUGCAGUCGAUGCCACCAAGUGAGCUGGAGUAUUUCGAAAUCGGCAGCAUCUCAAGUGAAUUCCAUCAAGACAACAGCUCACUUAAACUCAACUGCCACAAUCAAUUGUACAGUAGAAAUGAUGUGAAGGCUAAUCCUAAAGUCUGGAGAGAUCUGAGGUUGCUACUUCCGACAUUUCAAAAAGGACCCUCUGCAAUUAAAAAAGACCCUCAAAAUAUUAACACCCUAAACAAGCAAUUCUUGUGUCAGCAGGACACAGAGAAACCCCAGACACUGACUUGUUAUACGAAGAGAUUCCCACAACCAGAGAUCCUCGAGCCAACACAGUGCCUAAGCUAUGAAGAAAUUUACAAACUAAAUGCUCCUGUGGAGCCAGCAGUGUCACAUCAAGCAUCCCUGCAGUCGGGGCCUGCCCUGUCCACCACAGUGAUGAAAGCAUCCGCUGGAAAAGACACAGAUGGCACUUUUACCUGUUCAGAGUCUGAGUACGGACACUUUUCUGUCAUCACAGGGAAGAAGUAUAUGCAUGACCAGUUAUUGCAGUCUGAUAGCACCUUAAAGCGUGAAGCCCUCAACCCAAUCAGCUCAAUUGUGAUGAAUACAUCCUCUACUAUGGUUGAGCAAUGGGGGGAUAUUUUAAAUAUGCAACUACCUUUUAGCUGCUAUGUGCCAGUAUUUGAGGACAUUGCAUGUUUACCAAUUGAAUCUAAUCACAGCUGUGAUAUGCAAAGUGAUAUAGAGGAAAUUAUCUAAUUAUUCAAGAUAGCAGAAAGCUGGAUCAAUGCAACCAGUUACUUCAAUGUAACUGAUUUUUGGUACUUGGAUCACAAAGUCGUAUCUGUUGCAGAAAAAGCAGUGAAAGGUGAGAUUUAUCUUUUACAGAAAAAUCCUAUCGUGUUUAUUUGGUCAAUUUGUUAGCAAUUAUCUCUCAGAACUAGUAUAGAAAAAGAUAAUUUUAGAGAAAAACCAAAGGCCUGAGCAUGUAUCUGAUGCUGACAUUAAAGAAACAUUCUGGAGUUAAAUCAAUGCUAGGUCUAUUAUUAUCAUUGUGCUAAUAUCAUGCAAACUAUCAGUAGAAGCAAAAGGAGAGUUAAGGGUCUCUGCUUCCAUAGGACUGGAUCAAUACUUACAUAUUCAUGACAAAAUAGCUGAGUCAGGUCCAGGAGUGUAUGUCUAUUGCUCCCUAUGCUAACAUUAAUUGCCAUUUUUCUGCAUUCUAAGCAAACUCAAGCUGCUUUUUUGGUUCCUGCAGUACUCAUUCUUUGUCAUCUUAUAAUAUGCAUAGGGUUGUUUUAACUCCUAUUUUAAAUAUGAAAGAGCUUUAUGUAGAAAAGUCAAUACCUCUGUCAGUAGCAAACUCAUUUGUUCUUGUAACUGUGUGUAAAUGGCUGGCUCUCCAGUAACCUCCUCAUUGUUGGAUAUCACAAGGUGUCAUAAAUGACAAAGAUCAGCAGACGAAUCAGAAAUCAGAAAUAAGUUUAUUGCCAAGUCGUUUAACACACACAAGGAAUUUGUUGUGGUGAUUGGUGCAAUACAAAAGAACAAAUAAUAUUAUUAAAAGAGAAAAUGUACAACAUGUUGGUUUUAAAGUGCCGGAUUAAUGAGUCUGUGCAAAGGUGACCUAGGAUGUGCGUUAAUGUAACACAUAAGGUCAGGA
This is a messenger RNA of Cololabis saira (Pacific saury), 7688 nucleotides long. Its product is annotated as protocadherin Fat 4. The transcript has 8 exons. The record is from RefSeq and is a predicted model, not a curated record. Gene Ontology annotation, biological process: adherens junction organization; cell morphogenesis; calcium-dependent cell-cell adhesion. Lineage: Eukaryota; Metazoa; Chordata; Actinopteri; Beloniformes; Belonidae. Gene Ontology annotation, cellular component: catenin complex; plasma membrane; adherens junction. Bases 5 to 6784 code for a protein of 2259 amino acids. Gene Ontology annotation, molecular function: calcium ion binding; cadherin binding.